This is a messenger RNA of Oxyura jamaicensis (ruddy duck), 1036 nucleotides long. Its product is annotated as glutaminyl-peptide cyclotransferase-like protein. Bases 18 to 428 code for a protein of 136 amino acids. The transcript has 3 exons. The record is from RefSeq and is a predicted model, not a curated record. NCBI's taxonomy places the organism in Eukaryota, Metazoa, Chordata, Aves, Anseriformes, Anatidae. Gene Ontology annotation, molecular function: zinc ion binding; glutaminyl-peptide cyclotransferase activity.
GUGGUGUCCCUACGGCCAUGUGGUGUCCUCGUGGCCGCGCUGAUGUCCCUGCGCUGUGUCCCCAGAGCCUGCUGGUGCUGCUGGACCUGCUGGGCACCCAGCACCCCGCCAUCCACAGCCACUUUCCCCGCACCCACCACUGGUUCCUGCGCCUCGUCGCCAUCGAGAAACGACUGCGGAGCCUGGGGCUGCUGCACGCCUCCCCCCAGGACCAGCCCUUUUUCCGGCUCAGCCCAGCCCCGGGGCCCGUCGAGGACGACCACGUCCCCUUCCUGCAACGUGGCGUCCCCGUGCUGCAUCUCAUCCCCAUGCCCUUCCCCUGGGUCUGGCACACCAGCGAGGACAACGAGGACAACCUCCACCUGCCCACCGUGGAGGACCUCUGCAAGAUCCUCGCCGCCUUCGUGGCCGAGUUCCUGCAGCUCUGAGCCACCCGGACACCCCGACACCCUCCGGCCUGAGCCCCCCUGGGGCGUCGGGGCAGCCCCUGGCUGUGCUGGGAGCCCCCACUAAUAAAAUCCUCGGUGCCUGGCAUCGUGUCCUGUGCUGUCACCCACCCGUGGGGACACCCAGGGGGACACGGUUCGGAACAGGCUCGUUGGGUGGAGGUAGCUGCGGGGGGCAGGACCGCCGAGGGGGAAACCCGGCUGGAAAAGGCAGUGGGGGUCUUCUCGACCCCAUUUUCAGCUGGGGAAGGUCCAAUCAGACCUCCAAAGGUCCCAUCCGGACCCCAAAGUGAUGUUGGGUGCUUCAUCAUGGAGGUCCUCCUCGUUUUAAUUUGGUCAGCAGUCCCCUUGUGUUUUAUUUCCGCGCCCCCCGCGGUGGCUGCAGACCCAGGGAAGAGCAAACCGUUAGGUAAGGAGCACACCCAUCUUUAAAAGAUGCAUUUAAAUAUUAAUUAAACAUUGAGGCAGCAGCGGAAUGAUCAAGAAAGCGAGCUUUGGGUUCUCAUCGUGGUUCUCCUUCAUCUGCCUCUAGCAGUGGUCUGGAUUUCCACUGCAAUCAGAUCUCUCCUCUAAAAAAGGACAAAAACAAG